AUGGGCGCAGAAACACCAAAGCUGCAGUAUUUGCAAGGAUUCGGCUCUUCCCAUUCCAGCGAGGCUAUUCCGGGCGCUCUUCCGCGUGGAAGAAACAACCCCCAAAAACCUCCGUACGGCUUAGUCUGCGAAAAAGUAUCUGGGACUGCGUUCACUGCGCCGAGAAAGGAGAAUCAGCAGACGUACGUACACAAAAUUAAGACUUCAGCUACAUUUUCUGAAGGAAAGAGCAGAUACCUUUAUCGGAUAUUGCCUGCGGUUGUUCAUGAUCGCUGGACGCCCUACCAUCGUGCUUAUGCGCCCAACGACUCCAGCAGGAGCGGCUCGUCUGAAAAUUCGAGCAAUCUCUUGGGGACAGAGACCUCCUUGAUUCCCGACCAAAUUCGCUGGUCACCAUUCGAGAUCGAGGACGGCAACGACUUCGUGACAGGAAUGAGACUCGUGUGUUCCGCGGGAUCGCCAGAGUCGAAGAGCGGCUUAGCAAUCUAUAUUUACACGUCUACGCAGUCGAUGCCUGAACGACAGUGUUUCUAUUCUGCCGAUGGCGAUAUGCUCGUUGUCCCGCAGCGAGGAACACUAAGCAUUCAGACGGAGCUUGGCAAGUUACUGGUGGAACCAACCGAGAUCGUCGUUGUCCCAAGAGGUAUUCGAUUCCGCGUUGAGAACGGACUGAAUGGCGAUGAUCACCUGAGAGGUUACAUUUUGGAGAUUUUUGGGCCGAACCACUUUCAGCUCCCCGAGUUGGGUGUGGUCGGUUCUUCCGGCUGCGCGAAUCCCCGAGACUUUCAGAUCCCCGUUGCAGCCUUUGAUACCUCUUCUGUUACUGAAUGGGAGGUGAUUGCAAAGUACGCGCAACGACUCUUCGUGAUUCGACAGAAUCAUACCCCGUUCGACGUGGUCGGCUGGCAUCGGACAUACUAUCCCUACAAGUAUGACCUGAAAUUAUUCAACGCCGUGAAUUCCGUCACCUAUGACCAUCUGGAUCCGAGCGUCUUUACUGUCUUAACAUGUCAGUCGGCUAUCCAUGGAACGGCGAUAGCAGACUUUGCCGCCGUGCCUCCCCACAUGUGGGUUGUAACAGAGGACACGUACCGACCGCCCUGGUACCACCGUAACAUCAUGUCCGAGUUUGUGGGCUUGAUCCAAGGGCAACUGGAAGGGAAGAGCGGACAGGCCUUUGCUCCCGGAGGGGCCAGCUUGCACAGCGUCAUGAGCGGCCAUGGUCCCGAUGCAGGGGCCCACAAGACUGCCACGGAAGCAGAGCUGAAUCCUGUACGGACUGGGGCUAAUAUAACUUUUAUGUUUGAGUCGUCACUUUUUCUCGGAGUCUCCAUGUGGGCGCUUGAUACCUGCGGGAAGAUUCAGGCUGACUAUAACUCACACUGGGAGGCAAUCAAGCCGAACUUUGCACUUCCAGGCUAA
Fonsecaea multimorphosa CBS 102226 is the source of this 1422-nucleotide messenger RNA. RefSeq lists its product as uncharacterized. Gene Ontology annotation, cellular component: cytoplasm. The coding region runs from base 1 to 1422 and encodes 473 amino acids. The record is from RefSeq and is a predicted model, not a curated record. Gene Ontology annotation, molecular function: homogentisate 1,2-dioxygenase activity. The transcript is spliced from 4 exons. Gene Ontology annotation, biological process: L-phenylalanine catabolic process. Lineage: Eukaryota; Fungi; Ascomycota; Eurotiomycetes; Chaetothyriales; Herpotrichiellaceae.